Messenger RNA from Myotis davidii, 4105 nucleotides. It is a transcript of the gene LIN7C, whose product is annotated as lin-7 homolog C (C. elegans). The record is from RefSeq and is a predicted model, not a curated record. Gene Ontology annotation, cellular component: MPP7-DLG1-LIN7 complex; cell-cell junction; basolateral plasma membrane. Gene Ontology annotation, biological process: maintenance of epithelial cell apical/basal polarity; protein localization to basolateral plasma membrane; neurotransmitter secretion. The transcript is spliced from 7 exons. Bases 1 to 879 code for a protein of 292 amino acids. Lineage: Eukaryota; Metazoa; Chordata; Mammalia; Chiroptera; Vespertilionidae. Gene Ontology annotation, molecular function: L27 domain binding.
AUGGGUCUGCCGCACAGAGGAGGACCCUGGGGCUGGACGUGGACACGGGCAGCCGGGAACAAGGCUUGCAUCGGAGGCGGGAGCACGAGCCGGGAAAAGGGCUCUUUUCCGCCUGACGAGGCUGGAAUUCGGGAACCUUUGAACCGCCCAAGUCAAUUUCAAACACGCUUUUGGCAGACCCGUAGUGGAAGUCAUUGGUUACGAGUCAAGACGUACAAACUAAACCGUUUGAAUACUAUUAGGCCUGAGACUGUGACAUCUUCCUCCAGCACAGUGGCAGUGUGCUUUGUCCUGGGAACAAGUCUGUUUGGUGUUACCAGAAAUAUCUGUAGAGCAAUUGAAUUGUUGGAAAAACUACAAAGGAGUGGGGAGGUACCACCACAGAAACUUCAGGCUUUACAAAGAGUCCUGCAAAGUGAAUUCUGCAAUGCUGUAAGAGAGGUAUAUGAACAUGUCUAUGAGACUGUGGACAUCAGCAGCAGUCCUGAAGUGAGAGCUAAUGCUACUGCAAAGGCUACUGUUGCUGCAUUUGCUGCCAGCGAAGGACAUUCUCAUCCUCGAGUUGUUGAGCUUCCAAAAACAGAAGAGGGCCUUGGGUUCAAUAUCAUGGGAGGCAAAGAACAGAACUCUCCAAUCUAUAUAUCUCGAAUAAUUCCAGGAGGAAUUGCUGAUAGACAUGGGGGCCUCAAGCGAGGAGAUCAACUUCUCUCUGUUAAUGGAGUGAGUGUGGAAGGAGAACAUCACGAAAAAGCUGUAGAACUGCUAAAAGCAGCUCAAGGAAAGGUUAAAUUAGUAGUGCGAUAUACACCUAAGGUCUUAGAAGAAAUGGAGUCACGUUUUGAAAAAAUGAGAUCAGCCAAACGCAGGCAGCAGACCUAAUGCAGUUCGGAACUUUAUAUUCCAUUUUGCUUUUAGCUAGAGAAGUUUUACUGGUGACCUACUGAUGGCCGCAGUGCCAACAAUUAUAAGGAAAAACAAACUUCCCGUGAAAUGCUCCUUGCCAUUUUAUAAAUGCCUAUUUUAAAAUCAUUUGUGGUUCCAGAGAUGCAUACACUUUUUUCUGACAGGAAAAAGUAAAAGGUGAUGAGGGCAAUUUUGUCCUGCUCUUUUUACAGGCCUUUUUCAAAUGAAGAUUUUGUCAUAAAGUUGUUAUAGAUUUUUAAUAAUGCUUUUUAAAUAUUAAGAUGUACUUUUACAUUCUUAAUCUUUUUUUAGAAAAAAAAAGUUCUUUGUUUGAUGCUUAUUUAAAAAUAAUAGUUCUCAAAUUCUUUAUUUGCUUUUUUUUAACCUGUAAAAUUCCUUUAUAGUUUUCCAAAAAAAAUUAAACAUGACAGUUUCAGCUACAGCAGCUCAUUACAUUGUCAGUGUUAACAUCACUGCUGCAUUUUGUACUUUGAACACACACAUAAUAUAUAUAAUCAUAGGUAAGUCAUAACUCAGCACAGUGGAAGUUUUUUACUUUUAUUUAAACAUAAUGUAUAGUGAAUACUCAUUUGUACUGAUUUAUAAAAGUAAGUUUUUAAACACUGAAACAAUCAUUGGUAAAAUAUGUAUUCUUUCAUAGUGUUUGAGCAGAAAAGCAAAAGGAUGUAAUUUGUGUGUUAGCAUUACUGAUUAGAUCUAUUUAUAUUCAACAGUAUGUCAAAUUACAAAUGCUAAAACAGGUUCAGGUUUCAUCUUUUGCAAUUUUUUUUAAUGCUACUCAUUUCUAUUUAAAUAUAUUUUUUAUAUUUUAGUCCUUCCAUUCCUAGAGAUGAGCCAUUUCGUUUGUGGUGGGAAAUAGCAGAAGCAAAGAAGAAAAAGUAAUACUUUAACCUCAUUAGUCUCAAGAGUUAACACACUUUUACCAGCUCAGUUUAAAGCAUUGAUUUUAAAUAGGUUGAUUAUAGGAGGAUAUAUGUAAUAAGAUGUAUAGAAAUUAUGAGGUGAUGUGUUCAUAAGAAUCUGCAGACUGUCGAGAUGAAUACAAACUUAAUCAUGUUAAAAUGGUUUGAUUUAGAGAUGGGAUCUUUGUUUAUGAUUCAAUAUGAUGGGAAUUGUGAGAGAUACUUUCAGUUGUCCACUGGAUGUCACUGUUUUACUGAAAGGCAGCUAUUAGUGAAGGACUGUGACGGGACUCUUUUUAAAGGCUGGAAUUAAAGAAUUGAGGAUCAUUUUUAGUCAAUAACUUAGGAACAUUUUUAAGUGAGAGAUGCUAAAAGGAAGGUAGUGGUUUGAAAUAUAUAAGGAACUUAGACCCUGUAUAAGAAGUGGGCAUUUUAAAACAUUCCUUCAAGAAGACUAUAAAUGUAUACUUUUUCCUGCAUGUUUGUGAGCAUUGUGAGUCUUAAAAGAUUAUUCCAGUUUUCAGUGUUUUUUUCAGAAUAAAAGUCAAUUGGCAUUGUUAUUUAUCAUUUAGGUAUUGAACACUGGAUUGCAUGGUUGGAUGUGUCUUUAGUCCACUACAAAAUGUGCUUGUUAUUAAUAGGAAUGUUGUUAAAUUGUAUAUUUUCAAAAUUAAUAAUUUUUUUAAAAUGUUGAGACCAAAGUAGUGUAGAAGAAUUAUGGACUUAAUUUAAUUGUAAAAUUAUUAGAGGUAUUUGUUGUAGAGCUUUAUAUAUUAAAGAGAGAUAUUGGUGCAUAUAAAACAGUAAUGUUGUUAUGCUCGUGUUCUUGCAUUACAAAGUAAACCCUAAAGAAACCUUAUUUUAGUAUAGCUACAGCUGCAGUAGCUUUUAAGGGCGUGUCAACAUUUCAUUAUAAAUUAUAGCUUCCUGGUUCAGUAUCUCAGCUGUUUCAGAACUUGCAGCCAAGUUAAAUCUUUUUUGGUGUUGAAACUUAAUAAGUUGAGUAAGCUAUUUUUUUUUCUUCUACAGUAAUCCACAAUCUGUUCUUUGUGUGGGUUGGCACUUAUUUAUAAUUCUUAAAAUAAAGAUAGCUUAAAAGAGCCAAAUACAGUAGUUUUGCUUGCUACUGUUGAGCAUGAAUAGCAGUAGUUUGUUUUUGUUAAAAAGUUUUCAUAGUGUAUCCCAGAAUUUUAAAUUCUUUCCAUAGAAGAAUUCAAUUAUUCAGUGGCAAGGAUGUACAGUAAAUAGUAGUUUGCUAUCAUGAGGAAAUGAAGGAAUUUUUCAUUUUAUAAAUAAAUGUAUGAUUCAUGAACAUAACCAAGCACGUAGUAAGUAUAUAAUAGGUGUUUGAUUUGUGAAAUAUAAAUAUAAUUAUCCCCUCCCCAGUUUCCUUUUUUUUUUUUUUUUGUAUUUCAAAAUGGGUUGAUUCUGAACCUUAGCCCCAUAUUAGAACAUCCUGCAGACCUUUAAAAAAGAUUCAUACCUGAGUCCCAUCCCACACCAACUAAAUCAGAAUUUCUGGGGUUGGGGCCAGAUUCUUGGUUUUUUAAAGCUUUUCCUGUGGUUCUGAAUGACACAUACGGUUGAGAAUCAUUAAUUUCCCCUUUAUAAAAUGCUCUAAAUACACUGGACUGUGUUUGGAAAUAUCAGAAUAGAACAAUUUACAGCUACUAUUAAGUAGCAAAUAUAAUGAUUGGUUAUAUUUCUUUAGGAAUAAAAGGUACUUGGCAUUCUUUAUUUGGGAAAUAAUUAUAGUCUUUUUUAAAAAAUAGUAAUAAAAUCUGCAAAUAAUUUAAACAUAAACUUUUAACGUCUGCCAUCUUUUUGCUCUCUUUGCUUUUUUAAAAUUUACAAUGAUAAAUGUUUAUCAUUUUGGAAAGCAUGUUUAAAAAUUGCAGAUGAGAAAUAAAGUCAUUGAUAAUUAUGUGUUGUCUUAACAUGGACACUUUAUCUGUUAGCAAUAUACUAGAUUAUAGUGGCCUAGUUCUUUGGGGUUUGAUAAUUCAAAUGUGUUUUUUUAAAUUGUCUUCUAAAUUUUUGGAAAUUAUUUUGUUAAGUACUUAACAUAGUUUGGCUCAAGUACUUUGUUUACAAUUUAAAUGGAUAUUAUAGCAUUUAAUGGAAGAAAUGGUUAUGGUUUAUUUGAGAAGAAUGUCAGCAUGACUUGGUGUAGACUUAAAAGAAUACAUGUGAAUAUUUUAUAAUGUGGAAUGGUCAUUGAAAUAUCAAGGUCUCGAGUAAUUGUAUUUCCUGAAUAAAUGUAUGUUUGAAUUUUCUAA